AUGUUCAGUCGAUUUGGCGAGAUGGACGAUCUAUAUUUGCCUUUGGGCCAUCCCGCCUCAUCGACCGGGCCCCGGUACUCUGAUGCCGGGAGCCAGGGCUUGGACACAUCCUUCUCUUUCAUGGAUCCUCAGAUGGUUUCCGAAGAUCCAGCUGCAAUGGACGGCUUCCGGACGGCCCACGAUGACCUCUGUCUCGAUAGGCCCGACUGUCUGACACUUGGGGUCUACAACACUCCAGAUGUCUUCCACAGAAACCCCCCAUCUCACAUGGCAUUCCGUGCUCGACACAGCCUGCCCAUUGCACCUGCUGGCCACAACAUUCCUCAGACCAUGUACCAACCCGACAUGUUCGGCAACGUCUCAUACGCCGACAUCCAGCAGAUGCAGACCCCGAACUCACUCCAGAAUGCUGCUGGAGCGUUCGCCAAUCCCUUCGAAACGUUCUCUCAAGUUGAAUCCCAUGGCAUGCCCUGGAUUUCUCACUACAUGGCGCGGGCCAAGAUUUUUUCACCGACGAUGAUGCGUGGCUAA
Phaeoacremonium minimum UCRPA7 is the source of this 531-nucleotide messenger RNA. RefSeq lists its product as hypothetical. Bases 1 to 531 code for a protein of 176 amino acids. Lineage: Eukaryota; Fungi; Ascomycota; Sordariomycetes; Togniniales; Togniniaceae. The record is from RefSeq and is a predicted model, not a curated record. The transcript has 2 exons.